AUGCCUUCACUCCAGCGACCUCUCACCCGCGGCGUCUAUACCGCCAGUUUAGUGUUUUUCCAUCCAAAUUCGGAGGACAUUGACGUCGAAGCAAUUCGCAAACAUACCAUCAACCUUGCCAAUGCCGGCAUUACUGGAUUCGUUGUCAUGGGUUCCAAUGGCGAGGCACCGCACUUAUCCAUCGAAGAGCGAGGCGCUGUCGUUCGUGAAACUCGCAGUGCUUUGGAUUCAAUUGGGAAACCCGAUUAUCCCAUCAUCACCGGGUGUUCUGAGCAAUCAGUGAGAGGAACUGUCAACCUUUGUCGACAAGCCGCUGCAGCCGGGAGCGACUACGCGUUGGUGCUCCCUCCAUGCUACUUCCGCGGUGGCAUGACUCCCGGUGUCAUCGAAGACUUUUACAAGGACGUUGCGGAUCAGUCACCCAUUCCUAUCAUUUUAUACAGUUUCCCAGCUGUGGUCUCCGGGAUUGACUUGAGUUCAGAUCUCCUUAUCCGGGUGUCACAGCAUCCGAACGUGGUCGGGACCAAGUUCACCUGUGCUGAUACAGGGAAGCUCAAUCGAGUAGCCUCAGCAAUGGAAAAGAGCGGACCUUAUUCCACUUUCGGUGGCCUAGCAGAUUUCAUUUUACCUGCACUGGUUUCAGGGGCCACCGGUGUCAUCGCGGGUGGUGGAAAUAUUGCUCCCCAGACAUGUGUUCGGGUCUUUCAGUUGUGGCAAGACGGAAAAUUGAAAGAGGCACAAGAGUUGCAGCGGGUUUUGGCGACAGGUGAUUGGGAACAUACCAAGAUGGGGAUUUCAGGUACAAAGGCUAUUUUAGAGCAACACGUCGGCUAUGGGGGUGUUCCCAGACGUCCCCUCAAGGGGAUUGAUGACGCUUCCAUGAGUGGCAUGUUGGAAUCAAUCAAGCCGUUGAUGGAUCUGGAAUCGAGGUUGAGUAAGUUGUAG
Molecule: messenger RNA, 945 nt
Organism: Ilyonectria robusta
Lineage: Eukaryota; Fungi; Ascomycota; Sordariomycetes; Hypocreales; Nectriaceae
Product: dihydrodipicolinate synthetase family protein
Exons: 1
Coding region: 1-945 (314 amino acids)
Molecular function (GO): 4-hydroxy-tetrahydrodipicolinate synthase activity
Source: RefSeq, a predicted model, not a curated record